Molecule: messenger RNA, 7644 nt
Organism: Zingiber officinale
Lineage: Eukaryota; Viridiplantae; Streptophyta; Magnoliopsida; Zingiberales; Zingiberaceae
Exons: 5
Coding region: 212-5602 (1796 amino acids)
Source: RefSeq, a predicted model, not a curated record
UUCAAGGUUCCUUCCAAAACCAUUAACGAAGCCGCCGGCUCUCUCUCCUCACGAUCGCGGUCGGAAUUGAUCUCCGCUUCGCCGCGCCCCGCUCCUCCGCCGUUCCACCGACGUUCUACCGGCAGGCCAAGCCUGCUCCAAGAGGGGGAUCGAGGGUUAGGGUUUUGGCCGAUCGGAGUGGCGGCGACGGGAGACAGCGUCUCCCUUUGGUAUGGCCCAUCAGAGCAAAUUCGUUUCCGUUAAUCUCAAUAAAUCCUACGGCCAACCCAUCUCUUCCUCAUCUGUACAUGGCCGCCUUCGCUCUGGCUCCGCCGGCGGUGGUGGGAGUGGAGGUAUGGUCGUCCUAUCCAGAGCUCGGAGUUCGGUUUCAUCCUCGGCGAAGGCCGCUCAGAAGCUUGCCAUUCCGCCCCCCUUGAAUCUGCCGUCUCUGAGAAAGGAACACGAACGCUUCGAUCCUGCUUCCGCUGGUUCCGGUGCUGGGAAUGGAAGCCUAGGGCUUGGAUCGCGUACUGGUUCUUCGAUUUUAGGCUGGAGCAAACCAGAGAUUCCGCCAGCAUCGUCUUCUGUCCCUGAGAAAGACGGCAGCAUCAGAGGGCAGGAUCACUUGGGAAGAUCAGCCAUCGCAGGCAAUGAGCUUGGAGGUAACCCUUACAUGCCACCAGGUGCUCGUCCAGGUGGCCAGCUGCCGAAUGUUGCAUCUGCUCAAGGGUUUCUGGAGAAAGCUGUGAUCUUGAAGGGCGAAGACUUCCCUUCAUUGAGAGCCACAUUCAGCUCAGCUCCGAAGCAGAGAGAGGCAUUGAAGCAGAAGCAGAAGCAGAAGCAAAGGCAGGGAAUUGAGGAGCAGUCUAAUGGCCGAGAGGUGCCUGUCCUACAUGCACCUCUCCAGAUGAGGCCUCAGAUCAGAUCGUCCCGUCUUAUAACAGAUAACGUGUCAGAUGUAGAUGGGGGGUCAAUCCAGCCACUUGGUUCUCCAGACAACUUGCAGAAACAGAAUGGACACAUGCCUGCUCUAUUGCCACAGGUUUUGCUGCAUCACACAUCAGAUUGGACAGAUGAUGAGCGUGAUACAGGCCUUUGCAUUCCUGAACGAGAGAGGGAUCGUGGGUUUUCAAGGUCUGAAUCUGUUCAGAUUCAUGAUGCAUACAAUGAUCGAUUGCUGCAGGAUACAGGAGCUAGCAGUCCUUGGUCCAGGGAUUUCUUGAAAAGCAGCUCCUUGGGGAGGGAUUUACAUAAUGCAACUAAUGAAACUCAUGAAUUUGGCUCUUCAAGGUUUUCAACGAAUCCAAGGGAUAGACCAAAUGUGAAUGCAUUUGGAGCAAACAAAGAUAGACAUAAUGUUAGACCCUCAAGUGGAAGCAGGGAAAUUAAUGUGGAUGGCAUCAAUGCUCAUUCAUUUUAUGGAGAAAAUUUUGGUGAUGGUUUUGGUAAGCGAAGCCAAGAUUAUAGAUACCAAAGGAAAGAAUUGGGUUCCCAUGAGAGUUUAAGAAUUGAUAAUAAAAUGGCAUUCAGUGGUAAUAGUGCCGCAAAGAAUGUCCAUAACCACCACAAUGGUUAUCCUAGUAGUUGGUCAAAAGGAACUUCCUUUCAGAAUAACACAUUGUUGAAGGGCCAAUCUUUGAUCAAUAAUAAAGCUACUUCCUUGAGCAAUCCAAUACUGAACUCUGGUAGAGAAAAACCGUCUUCAUCAAGUGGUGUAAAGCCAUUCCUUGAAGAUGCUGAAUUUGACAGCAAGGAUUCUUUUUCAGGGAGUAUGAGAGACAUGAAUGCUAAAGUGUUAAAGAAGAAGGUUCUAGAGAGACAAAUUGAUUUACAUGACCCUGUUCGAGAGUCAUUUGAAGCAGAGGUUGAGAAAAUUUUGAGGUUGCGAGAAGAGGAACAUCAGCAUGUUCUUGAAGAGCAAGCUAGAGCCUUGGAACUUGCACGAAAAGAAGAGGAAGAGAAGGAGAGGUUGGCCAAAGAAGAGGAGGAAAGAAGAAGGUUGCUUGAAGAAGAGGCAAGAGAGCUUGCUUUGCGAGAAGAGCAGGAGAAAUUGGAGAUUGCUAGGCGAGUUGAAGAGCAAAGGAUAGCAAGAGAAGAGGAGAAGAGGAGAUAUCAAAUGGAGGAAGAAAGAAGGAAAGAGGCUGCACGAAAGAAGCUUUUGGAGUUGGAAGCCAGAAUCUCUAGACGACAGGCUGAAAAUAAAGAAAAAGAUAAUAGAGUUCCUACAUUUUCUAAUGAACAAAUACCUGAUGUUGUUAGGGAAAGAGACAUUACAGUAGUUGCAGAAGAUGGAGGCUGGGAGGAUGGUGAAAGGAUGGUAGAACGGAUCACUGACUCUGGAUUUUCUGAUUCUUCAUCUGUCGAUAGAUUUCUAGAAGUGGGUUCUAGGUCUCAAUUUCCCAGGGACAGUUUUCCUUCUGUUGUUGACAGAGGAAAAUAUUCCUAUGUUGAUUCAGUUAUUCCUUCCCUAGAUGAAGAGAAUGCUUACCAAAAUCAAAGGCAGGAUGUUUUUGGUUACAAGAGGAGAGAGUUCCAUUGUGGUACUGAACCAAUACCUGGUAGACCAUCCUCUAAAGAAGUUAUGAUGGAAUCUUCCCAAAUGCCAGAUGAAUACCGCGAACAGAGGAAACCAAGAUGGAGCUCUAACAAAAGGCUUGAUUAUUUCAAGAGGAAUAAUGAUGCUGAUGCUGAGUUUAAUGAUGAUCUCAAGUUUGGAGAUGUUAGAAUGGUGCAAGGCAAUUCACAUGGGAGUUACCAUGCCCAAUAUAAUGAACUAUCAUCUGAUUACUCGGUUGACAAUUUUUCAUCCUUCACAAGGUCCUGCCAAUUACCAAGGCAACCACAUGUGCCUCCGCCUCCCUAUGUAGCCCCUUUGCAUAGAAAUUCUUUUAGAGACACUAAAGAAAGAGCUAGUCCAUCAUGUUUCAUAGACAACGAUAACCAUUAUAGUCAUGCAAGUAGAUAUGAUCAUCAGGUUAUGCUGAAAGGUAAUGACAAUUUGUUUCAUGAAAGUCUUCAACAAACCCCGAAAGCUGCUUCUUUUGAGGGGAAUUCUAUCAAUUCAGAGCAAGAAUCAGAGAAAAUGAGCGCAAGAUGUGGUUCACAGCUCUCCUUGUCUGUUUCGAGCCCACCAAGUUCGCCUGCACUUCUUUCACACCAUGAGAUGGAUGUUUCUAGGGAUUCUCCCCCACUGCCAGCUUCUGCUGAUGGUGACCAUACUAUCGUGUCUGACAGUGAGCAUAUUGUAUUCCCACUGGAAGGUGGUUCUAUGGAUAGAAUGGCGACUUCAAGUUCAGUUUCUCCUGAAGUUGAUGAUGAAUGGCCUGUUGCGGUCAAUGAAGAGACACUGGAAAAUGAGUGCCAUGAAUUCCGAGACAUAGCUGAAAUGCUUGAAGGUGACAAUACUAAUCUUCAUCAGGUUCAGGAUAUGGAAGAUUUACAAUCUGGUACACAAACUUGCAAUAUGGAACAAGUGAUUCUUGGAUUUAAUGAAGGUGUUGAAAUUAAACUUCCAAAUAUAGAUAGCAUUGAGAUAUCUUCUAGCAACAGUGAAAAGGAAUUUAAAUUACAUGCUGUCCCAGUAGGUUGCUUGGAAGAAUUGAUUACUAAUGGUGAAAUAUCUGCAAGAAAAGGCACUGCUGAUAGUUAUUCAACAAAUAUAAGUGAAAUGGAACAGGCUCUGCACAUUUUAUCUCUUGAUCCUGCAGGAGCAUCUGACUAUUCUGCAAGCAGUUUUGAGGCAUCUGAAAGCUCAAGACUGCUUGAUCAACCUAUGAUUCCUGCCACAAGCUUGUCUAUGGCAUCUUCAACAACAGAUCCACCAAGUUUAUCCUUCCCUUCUAUUGUUAGUCAGGUUCAAGCUCCUGUUAAUCUUCAGUUUGGUCUAUUUUCUGGUCCUUCUUUGAUUCCUUCUCCUAUACAAGCCAUUCAGAUUGGUUCUAUUCAAAUGCUAAUUCAUUCUUAUACACAUACAAGUCCAUCUCUGCCACAGGUUAGUUCACAUUGUCCUUUGUUCCAGUUUGGUCAGUUAAGGUAUGCUGCCCCAAUUCUCUCCGAGAGUACAUUGCCACUAGUCCCUCAUGGCACAUCGAUCAGUCACCCUCCUGUUCCAGCUCCCUAUUCAUUUAAUCAAAAUCCUGCAGGUUGUUUGUCUAACCAAGCAGCUCAAAACAUUUCUCAGAUGACAAAACCACAGGAUGAAAAACCUUCUGGUUCUUCUGCUAAUCAAAUUUCUCUUGUGCAAAAAAUAGUUGAACCAUCUGCAGGGAAUUUGCUAGCUGAGCAGAUUAAACCAUUCGUUGAGACACGAAAGAAUGCUUCUGUAGCUUCUCAGAAGUGGACAAAUAGAUCAACUUUGGGUGACAAGAAAGUUACAAAUGAGUCAGUCUGUCAUGCUGAAAGUCAUGUUUAUGAUAAUACCAAUGAGAAGAGAAGCUAUAGGUUCAAUGGAAGGCGAAAAGUGUCUCAACCUCAGCAACAUGGUGAAUUUCAUUCGUCAAGGCACAUUCCUGGACUAAAAGCUCCUCCAGGUACUUUAGCUGGGGGCCAAAGGAAGAGAUAUGCUCACAGUGUUAGAACUUCUGCUCGAGCGCCAUCAUAUCCUAAUAUGGAUGAACUGCAGGGAGAUUUAAGUGGUUUUCCCCGUAGAUCAAAGAGACAUAUUCACAGAACUGAGUUCAGAGUCAGAGAUAAUAUUCAGGGGAAGAAAACACAAAGCACAGAAUCAUUGAAUAAUAUGGGGCUAGAUGAGAAUUCAGUGGCUACUGGAAUUACUAUACGGAACUUAGGUAAGAAAGAUGAAGCUUUGACAAAAUCAACCAGGCUUACCUACCAAUCAAAUGACUCUAGUUCAGGUGCUUCUACUUCUCGAUCUAUGAGUUCUGACAGGAAUGUUGACAAAGUUGCAAGUAAUGAAUCUAUUUCAAAGAGCACCAACUUUGGCAAAUCUCAUACUGGUAAAGGCAACACAAAUGCAAGUGACAUUCUUGUGGAUUACAGUGAGGUUCCUUUAUUGAAUGGAGUCAUUCGUGUUUUUAAGCAAACAGGAAUUGAAGUUCCUAGUAAUGAGGAUGACUUUAUUGAGGUAAGGUCCAAAAGGCAAAUGUUGAAUGAUCGACGUGAACAAAGGGCUAAAGAAAACAAGUCCAAGGCUAGGGUGCAAAAGGCACCUGUUAAAGAAUCUACUGCUUUACAAAGUACUGCCUUUAAAACUAACUCCAAUAAAUCAGUUGCAUAUUCUCUGGGAGACACAGCUAAUAGUGUUUGUUCUAAUACACUAACUGCUGGGGUAAAGGGAUCUACUAAACUUGAGGCAUCAUUCACAUUUACUGCCAACUUCUCACCUCAGGCUCUGCCUCCAAUUGGCAUUCCUUCAGUAAAUAUCGGUUCUGAAAAAAGAUUGAACAAAUUGAAAUCAAGUCUGGCGAUACCUAAACCUGCUGUAUCUGAUAGUGAGGCAAUGCCUAUGUUUGGGCCAUCAGAAAACAAAAAUGUAAAUCAUGGUUAUUCUGCAUUGUCUUUGAGUUCAUGGGACAAUGAAAAUCUGAUAUCUUUCAAAUCUGUCGAUCACGAUCUAAAUAAGCUUUAUUUGGAAAGCCAAGUUUUGCAGUGUUGGUUUGAAUAAAAGGAAAGCAAAAUAAGAAAAGAAAAAAAAGAAUUAGUUGUACAUGGUCAUGUGCUUGCUAAAUGCACAAAGGUUGUUCGAAAAAUGUCUCUUGCCCUGGAUUAUGUUGAUUUCAUCCAAUUGCUUAAAAUUCAUAUUUGUUAUUAUCAGGAAUUGAUAGAUGUGGUUAUUGGAUAUGUAUUUUUCUCCCCUUGCAUUGUGCAUAAUGACUGCUGAAAUGUAACAACUUACAAGAGUAUUCAAGUGUUGAGUAUUUUGGAUGGAGAAAAGCAUUUUAAAUAACAAACUACAUAUGGAGUAAAGGAUAUACUAAGCACGAGCUAACCUUGAGCUACCUCUAUUUUGUGAAAUAUUCAGUCUCUUUCAUUCUGCUGCAUUGUAAAAUGCUUGGAAGGUCUGAGGAUGCAGUGGGUUAAGCUUACCUGAAAUCUGUUUAAGCUUUGUGGAUGUAAAAAGGUUGGGGUUGUGGGAAAGGGGAAGAGAAGAAUAUGGCUCUUGCACUACAAGUUCAUCAAACUCAUCCGGAGUAAAAUAUGUGGCCUCAGUCCAUUGUUAUGUGGAUAGAGAGUUUUUUAUAAAUAUUCCAUAGUUCUCUGUAGGAGAAAGUAAAAUAUCAAAACCAAACAAAUUCUUGAAUUGAGAUUCUGUCUAGUUAGAAAUUUUGUUUUUCUGUGCCGUCAAUUUUGUUUCUUGUCUAAUCAAACCUUUAAAUUUUAAAUCAAUCUAAUUUUCACUUGUUCCCAUUUUGUGGGCCUUAUUAUUCUUCGUGUUAGGCAAGAUUCACAAUUGAUGUAUAAUGAUAUGAAGUUCCUGUAAACUGCAAGUCAUUUGGCCAUAUUUGUAAACAGUUGUCAGUCUAAUAAAUAAUAAUGUUUUUAUAAUCCUUGUCCAUCACUAAUCAAAAGGGAUUUGGUUAAUUUUCUUCUUAUGAGGCUUUUGAAUAUCAGCACACUGAUAAUUACCCUGAAUAUUACCUAUUUGUUGCUGAUAAUUGUGGUUUAGUUCAAUUUUUCACGUGUUGGCUUGACAAGAUCCAAUAAAGUAAAAUUUAACGAGAAGAUUUUGGCACUUAUAUUACCAAGUCCUUAAUCAGCUGUCAGGUCCUUUUUUAUUUUCCACUUUUGUUGAUUAAUUUGAAAAGAAUUCGAUAAAAGGUAUGAAUAUCUGUUGGGAUUACUUUUGCCUUGUUCUCAUCUCUUUUUUUUUUUUGGUCUCCAUGUUUAGGACUCAACUCUUAACGCCCUAUUAUCUCUUUUUUCUUGUUUUGACCUAGAUCUCCUAUUAUCCAGAGAGCAACAAGAAUUGUUUGGGUCUUGAUGCAUCUGUCAUGCCACUGCUAUUUUUUUUCUUAAUGUGUAUAAGCAGCACAUUUAAUAAAAGUGAAAUAUAGGAUACGUGUUAUCUAGUCUGUUUUGAGCACAUUGUUGACCCUCUUGUAUCUACUGACUUUCCUGCAGGCCAAUUUUAAAUGGUUGCACGCUGUAAAUGAUCAGCAUAAGUAUCAAAAUUUUUAUAUACCUUACAGUCCUGUACAGAAUGAUGAUAAGUAUCAUCAUUAUAAAAGGCAUAAAAUGUGAAAAGCUCAAAAAUUUUUAUAUACCUUACAAUCCUGUACAAAAUGAUGAUAAGUAUCACUAUAAAGCAUAAAAUGUGAAAAGCUCAAAAUUUUUUAUGUGCCUUACAAUGAUAAUAAGUAUCAUAAAUUUGAUGGGAAAAAGUAUAUUUUAAUUUUUUGCCAAGAUCCCAUUGCACUAGUAGACUCUAUGUAAUGGUUUUGUUAAUAAUUUGUUUCCAAUAAUUAUUAGCCUAGACGCUUUCUUUUAAUCAACUUUUGUUUUCCUCUUAGUGUUUUAUAUGAAGAAUUAAAAAAAAAAGAGGUGUUAGUGUAAUAUAUAUUUAACUAAUUAAGGAUAUAUAUGAGAAUGUAAAGAUCAGAGUGAAGAGGCGGAUUAACUAAAACAUUUCUAAUAAAGAUAGGGUUACAUUAAAAAUCGGUUGUAAGCCCCUAUCUUUUUACACUAAUCAAACACGAACUUACUCAA